AUGCUCUGCGCAGGUGUUUUCGGUCGUGCCUUGUUAAAGCUUACCGGCAGCUUUGCCUUUUGCAAUUCUUCCGAGAGCCACAAUUGUGCCAAAAGCAUCUUGACCUCAGAUAGGCUGCAGGUGGUUGUGAUGCUUUCAGAGUUCUUUAAUGAAACUUGGGAGGCAGCCAACUGUGCAAAUUGCCUAAAGAACAGCAGUGAGGGAUUAUCAAAUUCUACUGUAGAAUUCCUGGAUUUAUUCAAUAAAUCUCUGACAUGUUUUGAACAUAACCUUCAGGGACAAACUAUCGAUCUGUCGCCAAAUAACUACACAGAAGUAUGUAAAAACUGCAAUGCCACCUACAAAAUGUUGAAUGACCUGUAUAACAACUUACAGAGGAUGAACAGACAAGGUGGUGAGUCAGGACACUCGGCGCACUUGUGUAUUGAUGUGGAAGAUGCAAUGAACAUCACUCGGAAGCUUUGGAGCAGGACUUUCAACUGUUCUGUUCCCUGCAGCGAUACAGUCCCAGUGAUUGCGGUUUCAUCCUUCAUUCUCUUCUUACCUGUUGUUUUUUAUCUUAGUAGCUUCCUUCACUCAAAGCAGAAGAAACGCAUACUCAUUUUGCCCAAGCGUAUCCAGUCAAAUGCCAGUCUUGUGAACAUCCAAGAAAAAUACAGCUGAGCUGCAAAACAAAACCUGAGAACUGCUGCUGGUAUACAGUGGGUACAAUUGUGUUGGAAUGAGGCCGACACAAAAGAGGAGUUAAUUAUGGUUUAGUGUAAUGAUACAGAGCAACACAAGUUAAACAAAAUGCUGUCUGACUUCUAAGCGAGGGUAUUAACAAACAUGACAAGGCAGGGCUGUGUGACACUGUAUGGACUCUGGUUUUGAAAAAUCUGUGGGGUUUUUUUCAGGCUCGGGCUGAAGCUGAUGUUUUCCUGACUCUUAAGCUUUUGUACUUGUCAUCAGCAGAGUUGUUACACUUCCCUUGCAUGCUUUUUUUCCUCUUUGAUUUUUCGUAUUUAUUUCACAGAAGCCUGUCGUGCCGUUGUCUUCCUUUCUGAACUGUCUGAGAUCCUGAGUCUUUCCGAGGUGAUUCUCACAGACAGGAGAAGCUUGAAAUAAUUUUUGAUGUUUCUAUUUGAAAUGUUAUGUUUAAUUCCAUGUAAUAUUCAGUCUUGUCAGAUCUUGGACGUAUGUGAGACCAUUUAAAAAAAAAAAAGUAAAGUUUCUGUUUCCAAUAGUGCUCUCUAAAGCCAUGCUGCUUAGUUGAUUGUGAUGGUCUCUGUAAAAGGCAUGAAAUAUGCAGAGGAAGUGGUAAUAUAUUAUGUCCAAUGCCAGCAACAAAAGCAACAGAACUGCCAGUGCUAGUCAUGAAUAGUAAUCAUUGAUGACUACAGUAUUUAGCUAUCUUUGAAACAGGCGGCAUAUUUAGUCACUUGCACACUUAAACCACUAAAAUCAUUGCUUUUCAAAUGUUAAAUUUUCAGAGGCUUAUUUUAGAUGUCUGCCUGUGCAACUGAAUGCUUCCCUGUUUGUCUCUUUAUUGAGUUGUUUCCUUUCCCUUUUCAAUUAUAAAGUCUAUUUUUUUUAUUUUUAUUUUUUUGCUUUUAUGGAGAAGUGAGGUAAAGUCAAGACACUGGAGAUGCUGAAUUUGCUCAUGUACAGCUUGCUGUGGCUUAAAACUGAGGUGUUUGCAGGAACACUGUCACUGUAGGGGAAAAAGCUACCUUUUUCUAGAUACCACAUAUUUUAGCAGUAAAUGAACUAGAGAAUUCUCUAGCUUAAAAGCUAUCCUGAAGGGCUAUGUUGGGAAUUGUUGACUUUCAAGAAACAUGUUCAAAAAUUAGCCCUGUGAAAUAGGUGAAUGUAAAUAAAUGUAACCUUGCAGGAUUCCAAAAGUGAGGUAGAGGUGGUAGAAUAACUGCAGGGAUGGACAGUGCUACUGCAGCAAUACCCACAGUUCAAUUUGGUGUUUGAUGGUCCUAAUUUGGGAGAGUGGUGAAUUGAAACCACUCUUACAGUUACACUUGAGGUUAAUGAAAGCUAGAGCCUUUGCUCCCAUUUUUAGGGGGGUGUGUGUGUUAUAACUGUGAGAUUAAAAAUGAGUGGCCAUAUUAGCUGAAAAAUUAAAUUUCUCUGGGAGCCUGUGUGUCUGAGAUAUAUCAAAAAAUUACCAAACAGCUUUUUGUAUUUUACUUGCUUUGGGACUCAAUCUGUGUAACUUUUCCUUUGCACAAAGACUGAAAUAAAUAUAUAACAAAACAGUCCUAAAGCCCUUCAAGCCACUGAUUCUAUUGGGAUUUUUUGAGUCAGAACAUAGUAUGAGUUUUAAACUCAAGUUUGGCAGUCUGUUUAGUAUUAUGUAAAACAAUGUGUUAGUGAUUGGCCCCACCCUCAUGAUUGCUUUCUUGUAUUUUAUCACUAAGAAGUGGUUAUCACCCUCUGUUAACCAUGUGAAUUACUAGGUCAACAUUUAUUUUUUUUUCCUAGGUAGUUUGUAACAAUAAUAGAAAGUUAUCUUCUUACAGCUGGGAGAGGCACACUGCCCUAAAAAAAAAGGAUAUUAUUUUUGUAUUUUAUUCUUUAACUUUCUGGGACUUGUUCAGCUGCCUUCCCUAAUAGCAUUAAAUUGAUUUGGGACAUCAUAUGAUUGAGAGCUGUUCAAAGCAAUCUUUCAUUCAUGCAGAUAAAGCCAAUCUGUAUGUGCAGCGUUUCAGAAUGACUGCUUUUAUACUGUAAGCAGUGGCUUUUUGAGCACAUUCAUGUUAAGUAGGUCUGAAAGUCAUUACUUCUGGAUAUGGUGGUUAAGCACUUAAUGAAAAAAAAAAAAAAAACCCAGCUUUUCUUAUUUCCCUGGCUGCUAAGCCAAACGGAAAUACUCAUAUGAUUUUUGUUGUUGUUUUCUGUUUUAAAGCAGCAGUAAAGUUUACACUGGAGAUUUUUAAUCUUACAUCUCCUAUUUUUUUCCAGACUUUGUAAUAUUAACUUUCUUUAUGCAGUGUUAUAAUUUUAGUAGGCAGUUUCAUGUAUAAAUUUACCUGAAUUGUCUUUACGCUCUGUUUCUUAGAGAAAUGUGGGAGCACACAGACUGUGUGAAGGAGAACUAAAAUUCUUUUUGCUGCUAAUCUUUCAUCUUGGUUUACUUUUGCCUUUUUGGCGUUACAUGUCCUAAAUAGGAUGAACUUGGAAAUACCAGUUGUUUGUAUCUUUUUGUGCAAAUAAAGAUUUCUUACUCUGGGGUAGCACUUCAAUGUAUAUUUAUACUUGUGUUAGGAAACCUCUAAACACUGAAAAUCAGCUCUAAUAAAGAUUGUCAAUAAACAGUGA
Struthio camelus australis is the source of this 3312-nucleotide messenger RNA. NCBI's taxonomy places the organism in Eukaryota, Metazoa, Chordata, Aves, Struthioniformes, Struthionidae. The record is from RefSeq and is a predicted model, not a curated record.